ACCUGCACACAGAUCAUAUCGGGUCAUCUGAGGCCAAACCAGAACACGUCAUCCCAAACAGGAUCCUUGGAGUCUGGAGAGGAUAUAAGGCGGGCCGACUGGACCUCUGCACCUUUGUGAAGACGUGUGAACUGAACAAUGAGGGCUGUUGGUUUGCUGCUGCUGCUGCUGGCUCUGUGUGGGUCAGGAGCUCAGGGGGAGCUUCAGGAGACGGAGACCACAAAGACAACCACACCUGACAUCUGGGCGGAGGUGAGGGCUCUGACAGACAUGGUGGUGGAGCUCAACCUACAUGUGGAUCUGCUGCAGGGAGAGAACUCAGACCUGCAGACCAGACUGAGCAGCAGUGAGAGUCAACUUCUCAUCAGCAAGACCAAGAUCGAGACGCUGGAGAGAGAAAAUGCAGUUCAAGCUGCAGACCUGAUGUCUCUGGAAGCUGGACUGACUGCCACCGUGAACAGAACCAGUGACCUAGAAACAGAGAACGCAGUCCAAGCUGCAGACCUGAUGUCUCUGGAAACUCGACUGACUGCCACCGAGAGCAAAACAAGUGACCUAGAAACAGAGAAUGCAGAGAGGAAGGUGGCCUUUUACGCAGCUCUGACUGAUGGCGGAUAUGUUGGACCAUUCGACUCACUCAUCACACUGAAAUACAGCAAAGUCUUCACCAACGUCGGCGAUGCUUACAAUCCAUCUACAGGUUUCUUCACAGCUCCAGUCAGAGGGGUCUACUACCUCCAGUUCACUGCGUGUGGUGUCCGACCAGGUCACAUGGGUGUCAGUGUGUACAAGAACGACCGGAGGAUCAUGUUUAAUUAUGAGGUUAAGGAAGAGGGAGGGACUGAAUACUUGACUAACUCUGUUGUCUUGGAGCUGAUGGCAGGAGAUGAAAUCCACCUCGAACUCCCAGAAGGCUAUUCUCUCUAUGACAGUACUUCCAACUACAACACCUUCAGCGGCUCCCUCCUCUUCACACUGUGAGGAUCCUUCAGCUGCUGUCUGACUCCUUAUUGGCUACACUGUGAUUUACUGCAUGAACCAAAUAAUGAGGUUCUGCAUCUGACUUCUCUGUUGUGUCAUCACAUGAAAGCAACAUUGAAAUAAAUCUAUGAAGCAUUCAGAAAACAAUGUUUAAUCCCUGUGAUUGUCCACUUUGUUCUCCCUGACGGUUCCUCUCCUCCU
Messenger RNA from Centropristis striata (black sea bass), 1182 nucleotides. RefSeq names its product heavy metal-binding protein HIP-like. Lineage: Eukaryota; Metazoa; Chordata; Actinopteri; Perciformes; Serranidae. The transcript is spliced from 6 exons. Bases 139 to 981 code for a protein of 280 amino acids. Gene Ontology annotation, molecular function: protein binding. The record is from RefSeq and is a predicted model, not a curated record.